AUGGCCAUCGCAUCCAUAUUGUCAACCUUACAAGGCCACGUCCUCAAGUCUCCACUCCAGUCCCUCGGUGUCGCAGCCAUAGUCGUCCCUAUCCUCUAUGUCAUUCUGAACGAGUUCAUCCGCUCCUCAGCCCGUGUCAAGGGCCUCAAGGGACCUACCGGUUUACCGUUGAUCGGAAACUUGGCUCAGAUUCGUGUCAACGCUGCGGAGCAGUAUCGGAUCUGGUCGAGAAAACAUGGUGCCGUUUAUCAGAUUCAGUUGGGGAAUGUUCCUGUCGUUGUGGUCAACUCGGCUGCUUCGGCUAAGGUUCUUUUCGGCCAGAAUGCGCAGGCUCUUAGUUCUAGACCUGAGUUUUAUACUUUUCACAAGAUCGUAUCAAACACCGCCGGAACAACAAUCGGCACAUCCCCCUACAGCGACUCUCUAAAACGUCGCCGCAAAGGCGCCGCCUCAGCACUCAAUCGCCCCUCAGUCGAAUCCUACGUCUCACACCUAGACAUAGAAUCGAAAUCCUUCGUGGAAGAACUCUACCGAUACGGCCAAGCGGGCAAAACCCCCGUCGACCCAAUGCCAAUGAUCCAACGCCUGAGUCUAAGUCUCGCGCUAACGCUAAACUGGGGCGUACGCAUCGCAUCACAAGAAGAAGAUCUCUUCGAUGAAAUCACCCACGUCGAGGAAGAAAUUAGUAAAUUCCGCAGUACGACAGGGAAUUUACAGGAUUAUAUUCCGUUGUUGAGGUUGAAUCCGUUUAGUUCUAAUUCGAAGAAGGCGGCGGAAAUGAGACUGCGACGGGAUAAGUAUUUGGGGAAUUUGAAUAGGGAUCUUGAUGAGCGGAUGCGGAAGGGAACGCAUGAUCCUUGUAUUCAGGCGAAUGUUAUUCUGGAUACGGAGGCUAAGUUGAAUGGUGAGGAGCUUACUAGUAUUAGUUUGACUAUGUUGAGUGGGGGUCUUGAUACGGAUAAGGCUGCUAAGGCUAUUGAGGAGUUUUAUGGGAAAGGGGAGCCGAUGUGUUCGGCUGAUGAUGAUCAGAAAUACUUCUGCGUCCUCCGACUGGCUCUACCCCGAACUUCGAUCCGGGAUAUUACUUACGAGGGUGUCGUGAUCCCCAAGGGAACGGUCUUUUUCCUCAAUGCCUGGGCCUGCAAUAUGGACCCAGACGUCUGGACAGACCCGGAAGAAUUCCGACCAGAGCGAUGGCUCGAACAACCCGACGCGCCAAUGUUCACAUACGGCAUGGGCUACCGCAUGUGUGCGGGAUCCUUACUAGCCAACCGUGAACUCUACCUCGUCUUCAUGCGGAUGCUGAAUAGUUUCCGCAUCGAACCGAACGAGGACGCGGAUUGGCAUCCUGUUAGGGGGAACUCGGAUCCGACUAGUCUUGUUGCUAUUCCGCAGAGGUAUAAGGUGCGGUUUGUGCCCAAGGAUGCGGAGGCGUUGGGCGAGAUUGUUGCUAAGGCGUGA
Molecule: messenger RNA, 1461 nt
Organism: Penicillium cosmopolitanum
Lineage: Eukaryota; Fungi; Ascomycota; Eurotiomycetes; Eurotiales; Aspergillaceae
Exons: 5
Coding region: 1-1461 (486 amino acids)
Molecular function (GO): iron ion binding; monooxygenase activity; heme binding
Source: RefSeq, a predicted model, not a curated record